Molecule: messenger RNA, 1224 nt
Organism: Arabis nemorensis
Lineage: Eukaryota; Viridiplantae; Streptophyta; Magnoliopsida; Brassicales; Brassicaceae
Source: the annotation of a GenBank genome assembly
AUGGAGUCUCGGCAUCGUCCGCCCCUGAAAGCACAAGCCGGUAUCGAAUAUUCAGCAUUGAGUUGCCGAAGACAUAGUGCGGUUCUAACGGAAUUUGGAGCGGUCGACGACGGAAAAACUUCAAACACAGAAGCGUUUAGAGACGCCAUUAGCACGCUAAGCCCGAUGGCGGCUGACGGAGGAGUUCAGCUUAUUGUCCCGCCGGGAAAAUGGCUCACGGGAAGCUUCAACCUCACCAGCCAUUUCACUUUAUUCAUCCAGAAAGGAGCAACUCUCUUAGCCUCUCAGAAUGAAAUAACACAAUAUGGUCGAGGUUAUUUCUCAAUGACGAAUCUGAAUACAGAAUACCCCGUGGUUGCACCAUUGCCGUCGUACGGACGAGGAAGGGAUGCACCAGGACCAAGGUUCGCUAGUUUAAUAUCGGGCACGAAUCUGACGGACGUCAUUAUCACCGUGUAUUGUGAGAAUGUUAUCAUCAAGGGUGUUACAAUUCUUGCUCCCAUCGAUUCUCCUAACACCGAUGGAAUCGACCCCGAUUCUUGCACCAACACCUUAAUUGAAGACUGUUACGUAGUCUCCGGCGACGACUGCAUCGCGGUUAAAAGCGGUUGGGACCAAUACGGAAUCAAGACCGCGAUGCCGACACAACAACUAUCGAUCAGACGGCUAACAUGCAUCUCACCGGACAGUGCAGGAGUAGCACUUGGGAGCGAGAUGUCCGGUGGGAUCAAAGACGUUAGGAUCGAAGACAUAACGCUGAUCCAAACGCAAUCCGCGAUCAGAAUCAAAACCGCGGUUGGACGUGGCGGUUACGUUAAAGACAUUUUUGCAAGGAGGGUAACUAUGAAGACGAUGAAAUACGUUUUCUGGAUGAGCGGUGCGUAUAACCAACACGCGGAUGGUAAGUGGGAUGCAAAGGCUUUACCGGUGGUUAAGAACAUUAACUACCGUGAUAUGACGGCGGAGAACGUUACGAUUGCGGCGUGGCUUGAAGGGAUCAAGAACGAUCCUUUUACCGGGAUUUGUAUGUCGAACGUGAGUAUUUUGUUGUCUCCUAAACCGAAGAAGCUUCAGUGGAAUUGUACGGAUAUAGCCGGAGUUACGAGUAAGGUGACGCCGGAGCCGUGUAGUUUGUUGCCGGAGAAAGCAAAACCGGUGGAUUGUGCGUUUCCGGAAGAUAAGAUUCCGAUUGAGAGUGUUGUUAUGAAGAAGUGUGUUGCUUAG